Messenger RNA from Liolophura sinensis, 1622 nucleotides. RefSeq lists its product as uncharacterized. The record is from RefSeq and is a predicted model, not a curated record. NCBI's taxonomy places the organism in Eukaryota, Metazoa, Mollusca, Polyplacophora, Chitonida, Chitonidae. Gene Ontology annotation, biological process: signal transduction. The transcript is spliced from 5 exons. Bases 376 to 1410 code for a protein of 344 amino acids.
CAGAGCUAAACUUAACCUGUAUUGGAAGGAGAGGUAGCCGACUACAAUAACACUAAGUAGAUAUGACUUUACAGAUCCUAACUUAGGGGAAAACCUUAGAUCCAUUCUUGAAGCUCAUCACCAAGCUGCUGGAGGGGUCUUAAGAGACAUUUAAGGACAUUCGCUUUAGCAGAACCUGGAUAGUGUUGUUGUUGUUGUCUUGGUCGGAACGAAAGGGGCGCAGUGCAUAAAAGCUGAAUGACAAAUGGCAGUUACCAGAGUGUGCUAUGAUGAAAGCGUUAAAAAUGCAAGUGAGACAGUUAACCAUCAUAUUGCUGCGACCCAGUUCAGUGACGUGGCGAUGAAUGUAAUCAGUUGAGCACAAUAGCGCUGAUAAUGGACAAAAAAGUUGUGUUCGUUAGCCACUCGAAGAAGGAUGCUACUAAAGUAAAUAGACUCCUACAAGAGUUAAGGGCGGGUCACUUUGACGUCACAAAUAGCAGCCAUAAGGAGGAAAUGGAUACGUCACACUUAGACAGAGCAUGCGCCUUUGUUGUCUGUCUGUCUGCCCAUUACAGCACGGACGAUGCUUGUCACAACGAGUUCCUGAUGAUUCACUGGCAAGAGAAGCCGUUGGUGCCAGUAGUGCUGGAUUCGGUCUCCUGGCCGCCGGGAGAUAACCUCUUCAUCCACCGGGACUUCUUCUGGAAUCUCACUUCCCUCAUGCUGGACCUGACGGAUGAGCAGAACAGCGGGCACCGAUUAGUGCCUCGUCUAAACACAGCCCUGGGUAUUACAGACGAUGAGAAAGAAGAUUCGUGGCGUGUUAGUAGCCCCCGCAAAACUGCCCCAUCUCCGGCCGCAUUGUCUUCAUCUCAACAGAAGGCCAAAGACGAAGAGAUCAUGAUGCAACUGGCUAUGCAAAGUGCUGAGUACCAGAAACUAGCCAGUGCUCCUCCGUCUGUGAGUGGCCGAGUCAGGUCAGGGGUCAACAGUAUUGACCAACCCGUGAUCAGUAGCCGGCAUCGCUCAGCGACGAGUGCCAGACAGCCAUCUUCUUCCAGACGCAGCAGCUUACUCACCGUGACAACCGUUGAAGAAUCUGGGGAGCGGCCUGAUGUGAAUAUCGUGCAGGACGAAAAUGACAAUGCCCCAGAACCGGAAGUAGUAGCCAGAGAAACCAUAAAAACGAGUGAAAAUACAAACACUGCUAAACAGAAGAAUGAUGGUGAAGGCAUAGAAAAAGAAAAGAGCCCCUUGUUAAGGACUUCCGAAGAGCAAGUAACAUUACUGAAAACUGCCAAGGAAACCUCUGAAAUAGGACAAUCACCAUCAAAUGAUGAUGGCAAACUGAACGAAAACUCACCUCACAUCCACAAGCGACGGCCAAGUGGCGGGUCUAAAAAGUCCAAAGCUUGCAGCAUCCUGUGACCUAUAUUCCCAAUUGAUGGCCUUUGAAGUUUGUGUUGUAAUGAUACCAUUUCAUAGAUGUGUAGAUUACCAUGCAUAUUUCAUGGGAAGAGUAUAUGCCACACUCACGUAAUGAAUAAAGGGGAAUGUUUCGAGGGAUAAUUCUACGGAUAUAUCUGUGAUAUAGUACUGUAAUAUCGCGAAAAUGGCAUUUUUAAAUAAAAUAUUUAUCA